Messenger RNA from Lycium barbarum (goji berry), 2124 nucleotides. RefSeq names its product polyubiquitin-like. The transcript is spliced from 2 exons. Gene Ontology annotation, molecular function: protein tag activity; ubiquitin protein ligase binding. Gene Ontology annotation, biological process: protein ubiquitination; modification-dependent protein catabolic process. Bases 76 to 1905 code for a protein of 609 amino acids. Gene Ontology annotation, cellular component: cytoplasm; nucleus. NCBI's taxonomy places the organism in Eukaryota, Viridiplantae, Streptophyta, Magnoliopsida, Solanales, Solanaceae. The record is from RefSeq and is a predicted model, not a curated record.
CUCUUCUUUAAAUUCCCCCACCCCCACCCCCCCCCCCCAAAAAAAAAAAAAAAAAAAAAAGAGAACGCUUUCAAGAUGCAAAUCUUUGUAAAGACCCUCACUGGCAAGACCAUUACUCUCGAGGUUGAGAGUUCCGACACUAUUGAUAAUGUCAAGGCUAAGAUUCAGGAUAAGGAAGGAAUUCCUCCAGACCAGCAAAGGUUGAUCUUUGCGGGUAAGCAGCUAGAGGAUGGUCGUACUCUUGCCGACUACAACAUACAGAAGGAGUCCACCCUUCACCUUGUCCUCCGUCUACGUGGUGGCAUGCAGAUUUUUGUAAAAACAUUGACUGGGAAGACCAUAACCCUUGAGGUCGAGAGCUCGGACACCAUUGACAAUGUCAAGGCGAAGAUCCAGGACAAGGAAGGCAUCCCUCCAGACCAGCAGAGGUUGAUCUUUGCUGGAAAGCAGCUCGAGGAUGGACGCACUCUUGCUGACUACAACAUCCAGAAGGAGUCUACCCUCCAUCUUGUCCUCCGUCUGCGUGGUGGUAUGCAGAUUUUUGUUAAGACCCUCACUGGAAAGACCAUUACUCUCGAGGUUGAGAGCUCCGACACCAUUGACAAUGUCAAGGCAAAAAUCCAGGACAAGGAAGGCAUCCCCCCAGACCAGCAGAGGUUGAUUUUUGCGGGAAAGCAGCUCGAGGAUGGACGCACUCUUGCCGACUACAACAUCCAGAAGGAAUCCACCCUCCACCUUGUCCUCCGUCUUCGUGGUGGCAUGCAGAUUUUUGUGAAAACUUUAACCGGAAAGACCAUUACCCUUGAGGUUGAAAGCUCCGACACCAUUGACAAUGUUAAGGCAAAGAUCCAGGACAAGGAAGGUAUCCCUCCAGAUCAGCAGAGGUUGAUCUUUGCUGGAAAGCAGCUCGAGGAUGGACGCACUCUUGCUGACUACAACAUCCAGAAGGAGUCUACCCUCCAUCUUGUCCUCCGUCUGCGUGGUGGUAUGCAGAUUUUUGUUAAGACCCUCACUGGAAAGACCAUUACUCUCGAGGUUGAGAGCUCCGACACCAUUGACAAUGUCAAGGCAAAAAUCCAGGACAAGGAAGGCAUCCCCCCAGACCAGCAGAGGUUGAUUUUUGCGGGAAAGCAGCUCGAGGAUGGACGCACUCUUGCCGACUACAACAUCCAGAAGGAAUCCACCCUCCACCUUGUCCUCCGUCUUCGUGGUGGCAUGCAGAUUUUUGUGAAAACUUUAACCGGAAAGACCAUUACCCUUGAGGUUGAAAGCUCCGACACCAUUGACAAUGUUAAGGCAAAGAUCCAGGACAAGGAAGGUAUCCCUCCAGAUCAGCAGAGGUUGAUCUUUGCUGGAAAGCAACUCGAGGAUGGACGAACUCUUGCUGACUACAACAUCCAGAAGGAAUCAACCCUUCACCUUGUCCUCCGUCUACGUGGUGGCAUGCAGAUCUUCGUGAAGACAUUGACUGGCAAGACAAUCACCUUGGAGGUUGAAAGUUCUGAUACAAUUGAUAAUGUGAAGGCGAAGAUCCAAGAUAAAGAGGGGAUUCCACCAGAUCAGCAGCGUUUAAUCUUUGCCGGCAAACAGCUUGAGGAUGGGAGGACCCUUGCUGAUUACAAUAUCCAGAAAGAGUCCACUCUACAUUUGGUGCUGCGUUUGAGGGGAGGCAUGCAGAUAUUUGUCAAGACUCUAACCGGGAAGACUAUCACUUUGGAGGUUGAGAGCUCGGACACUAUUGAUAAUGUGAAAGCCAAGAUUCAGGACAAGGAGGGUAUUCCACCAGAUCAGCAGAGGCUUAUUUUUGCUGGUAAGCAGUUGGAGGAUGGCUGUACCCUUGCCGAUUAUAACAUCCAGAAAGAGUCUACCCUUCACCUUGUGCUUCGUCUCCGUGGUGGCUGUUGAGAAGUUAAUUCCGUGCUCGCUUUUAUCUGUUGCGUUUUGCUUCGAUCUCUUUGUUGAAAAAUCUUUGGGACUUGUGUUCUUGUUAUGAUGCUGGUUGACCGUUUAAAGACGUGUGUGAAUAUGCCUUAAAGGCAUUUGUUAUGUUUGUUUUGUGUUUAAAACAGUUGUUUUCUGUUUCUCUGUUGGCUUCGUUUGAAUAAAGAACUUUCUAUGGUAUAA